AUGAGACAAAAAAUAGUUUUAGUCUCUGCGCGCGCGUUUCGUCGUGCCAGAUCGUCGAAACCCGCAGGAGGGAUGGCUGCGUUUUUCAAUCCCGGUGCCACCGCACGGAUGCCAAUUACGGAUGAUGUAAUAUUAGACCAAUUGAUGAACGGAAACCUAUCGGAGAUUGAAGAUUUUGAUGAUGACGACUUGGAAUUUGAACCAAAUACCCUAUUUGAUCAAUUGGCUUGCGAAAAUCUCUUCGAUGGUGACAAUCCUAAUGCAGAUGAAGAAACAAGCCACCAAAUCUCACUAUUGAAGUGUCCUCCGGUGGUGCAACCUCCAUCUACAUCGACACCGCAACGUCCUGCUUCAAUAAUGACGCAACAUCCUCCUCCACCAAGGACGCAGUCUCCAUCAACAAUGCAACCGUCUUGCCCAUCAUUAUCAUCCACGUCGCGUCGUUAUAGAGAAAGGAAAAAAAAAAAGAAAUUAAAAAUAAAUUAA
This is a messenger RNA of Parnassius mnemosyne (clouded apollo), 486 nucleotides long. Lineage: Eukaryota; Metazoa; Arthropoda; Insecta; Lepidoptera; Papilionidae. The record is from the annotation of a GenBank genome assembly.